AUGGUUGGAUGUGUCAUUGCCGUCAGCAGGAGUUGGUUCAAGAAACUUGGAAUGUUUGAUCCUGGUUUGGAAAUCUGGGGCGGGGAGAAUACCGAGUUAUCUAUCAAGACGUGGCUCUGUGGAGGUGGACUGGAGAUCAUUCCCUGUUCGAAUGUAGCGCACUUGUACCAUCCUCAUCGACCAUCAGAAAAACGUAGGAUCGCGUACAACAGAAACAUAGCCCGUGUAUCCAAUGUGUGGUUGGACAAGUACAAACACUUUAGUGACAAUUAUGACGGUAGCAUUGCGGAUUUUGGUGACAUUUCUGAUAGGAUAGCUCUCAGAGAUUCACUAAAAUGUCAUCCAUUUGAGUUUUACUUGACAAAUGUUAAUCCAUAUCAGUUCAUCCCAGGGAACGGUAUUUACACAGGUCUAAUACGUAAUGUUGAGCUUGGUAUCGACUGUCUCGACUCGGGGGGCAGAAAGAAUGGGGAUAAAGUCAAUGUUUUGUUGUACUCUUGUCAUGGGAAAGGAAAUCAACUAUGGGUUUUCACAGAACGUCGUGAGAUUAGAAUUGGAGGACAAUGUUUAGAUUCAGGAUAUGGAGAGAACGUUGUGAUGCGGAACUGCCACGGUCUGAGACUGAACCAGGAGUGGGAGGUGAUCAGUCUGGAAGGUCACGUGUUGCUCAAAUCUCACGGAUAUUGUGUUGGUGUUACCAAAAGUGAAUCUGCUCUUGUCUUGGGGAAAUGCCACAAUUCGGCACUUCAGCAAUGGAUCUGGAAGCAAAACAGGAAACCUAGGAUUUCAUAA
Haliotis rubra (blacklip abalone) is the source of this 792-nucleotide messenger RNA. RefSeq names its product polypeptide N-acetylgalactosaminyltransferase 5-like. The record is from RefSeq and is a predicted model, not a curated record. Gene Ontology annotation, cellular component: Golgi apparatus. Bases 1 to 792 code for a protein of 263 amino acids. NCBI's taxonomy places the organism in Eukaryota, Metazoa, Mollusca, Gastropoda, Lepetellida, Haliotidae. The transcript has a single exon.